GGCGGUGGCAUCCUGCUCGCAACAUCACGUGCCAGUUGGAUUUGAAAAGCGGCUGCCGCCGCCGCCGCCGCUUGCCUCCGCGCCGGUUUUUAAUCGGAUCGCAUUUCCGGCGUGGGCGAGGAUACCACCCUUUAUUUUAAAUUCUUCAGCACUUCCGUAAGUGCCCACUACGUCGGCGACUUGCCGAUUUCCCGAUCAGCAUAAAGAGCUGAUGAUUAAAAAAAAUGAAACGAUAAUUAGUAAUUCUUGAUUUUCAAGUUGAAAUAUUCAUUUAUUAUUGUAAAUUUUGUUUGGUUCAAAUUUGUGGAAGUUUUUUACUCCGGCCUUUGUAGCGUAAUAGUGAACUGAAAGAGUGCGGUUGGGAAGGGCUCAUUGGAAAAAGGACUUUCGUUAAAUACAAAAAUUGGAAAGUGUGUGUUUCAAAGAUUUUUUAUCAAGAAAAGGGAUAUAUAUUGUUUUAUGUAAGUCAACGACGUUUUCUUAUUUCCGCUUCGCUUUAGAAUUUAACGGAUCCCUUUAAAAUAAUGAUGAUUGACAAAUCGAUACCAAAUUAAUGGCUCGACAAGCUCAUAUCGAGAAAGACUCUAAAUUUGCGUACUCGCUGAGUUUCGCUUUUAAGUGAAGUUCGCGUGAUUUUGAUUAUGUAAUUUGUAGAAGUUCACGUUUGCUAUUGAAAGUAACAUACGGUAGUUUUUGUCGUGAGAAGCGAAUGGUGCACCACGUGCGCAGCCGGAAACAAUGUGGGCGGCAUUGACGAAAAGACAGUUGUCGGUGUUCUGGAAAAUUGCAAAACAUCAUUUACACUGCGCUUGUCUCAGUUACGCGACUGCCGAUAUAAUAUGAUCGUCAUCUCGAAGCAACAGUUUAAUGCUUUCUCUAUCUCGAAGAGAGUUCGCCCGUUUUAGAGCGGGCAGAGCAAUGGGAUUGCUCAAAGGGUAUCCUCUGACGGGACUAAUUGCUAUACCUGAGCGGGCGAUCACGAAUACCAUGACGAGGAUGAAUCCGAGCGAGGGCUCGGAGAUCCCCGAAGAGCGCAAAUGGGAGAGGUGACGUAUCACCCAGUGAUGCGUAAACGGCGUGGACUGGGCAGCGCCUUCCUGGGCCUCUUCGUGGGCCUGAUCCUGGGUUUUCUGAUCCUCAGCUACCGACUGAUCGUCUCCAAUCAGCAGCGUCAACAGGUCGCCAUCUGGACUUCCGCACCCAGUAUACGAUCGUUGCAAACGUUGCAGGCUCAAAACAUACCGAAGCUGAGGGACGACGAGCGAAUCAACAGCUCCAUGUCGAACUUGGUGUUCGUGGGCGUGAUGACGGCUGAGAAAUAUCUGGACACGCGUGCCAAAGCCGUCUACGAAACAUGGGGCAGGGAAUUACCCGGUAGGAUAGCCUUCUUCUCAUCGGAGUCCUCGACGGUUCCUGAAAACUGUCCGGAUCUGCCGUUGGUACCGUUACCACGGGUAGACGACACCUAUCCGCCGCAAAAGAAAUCUUUCAUGAUGCUGCAAUAUAUGUGGAGCACUUUUGGCGAUCGCUUCGAGUGGUUCCUGAGAGCGGAUGAUGAUGUAUACGUGAGAACGGACCGGCUGGAGACGUUGCUGAGGUCCGUCGAUUCUAGAAGGGCAAUGUACAUCGGACAGGCCGGCAGAGGUAACUCGGAGGAAUUUGGAUUGCUGUCGCUGGAGUACGAUGAGAACUUCUGCAUGGGUGGUCCUGGGGUAGUGCUAUCUAGGGAGACAUUGAGAAGGAUCGUGCCGCACAUCAAGUACUGCCUGCGCCAUUUGUACACCACGCACGAAGACGUCGAGCUGGGCAGAUGCGUGAAAAAGUACGCGGGGAUUCCCUGCACUUGGAGUUACGAGAUGCAGUCGAUUCUCUACCACAACAGCAGCGGGGCCCAGGCGUUCACCGGAAAUCUCAAGAAAAAAGAAGUUCAUCGUGCCAUUACUUUGCAUCCUGUGAAAAGUCCGCCUCACAUGUAUAGGCUACACAAUUAUAUGAGGGGACUGCGGAUACAAGAUCUGCAGCAAGAGAAGAUUCAUUUGCACAGAGACAUUCACGCGAUGGCCGACAAAUUGGGAGUCAACCUUGAAACCUUGAAGAAUUACGAAAUAGCGGAGGGUGUACGUCUUUUUCCGGUCGAUCCUAAUUCCGAAGAUUAUCCCGGUGACACGGACACGCUAGGUAUACCGGCGAGCCUGAGGUCGUUCAAGCCUGCAACGAGCGACGAGGUGAUCCCAUGGGACUUCCUCUCGAAGUUGGAAUACAGCUUGACCGACUCUAAUCCAAGGCGACGUAUUCAUAGCGACGUGAAGGAGGGCCUGGAAGAUAUCACUAGGGAAGUUAUAGCUUCCAUUAAUUCCUACUCGCGGCAGCGCGGUCGCAUUGUCGAGGAACGAUCGGCCCUUUAUGGUUACAGAAGGGUGAACUCUUAUGGGACUGACACGAUAUUAGAUCUUUUAUUAGUCUACCGGAAGUACCGGGGCAGAAAGGUCACUCUUCCCGUCAGACGACACGUUUAUCUCCAUCAGCAUUUUACUGGAUUGGAAAUACGCGAGACAGUAAAUGGCAUCGAGGUUUCUCACCAAGAGUCAGACGACAAGUCUAUUCACAAUUUACUCCGCGGCAGCUUCCUGAAUCUCAACUUCAACUCUCAAAAUGAAGAUCCGGUACAAAGCAAGACUAUCAACUUUAUCCUACCUCUAUCAGGCCGUUACGAGAUCUUCCAGAGGUUCCUUCAGAACUAUGAGGAUAUCUGUCUAGCCAGCGGCGAGAAGACAUCUCUGCUUGUCGUGCUCUAUCAGCACAAGAGCGAGGAUUCCUUUAACAAGACGAUAAAUCUGAUCGAGCACUUCAAGUACAAGUACCGCAACGCCGGCAUAGACAUUCUUCCAGUUUCCGGAAACUUCUCCCGAGCGAGAGCUCUGGACUUAGGCGCAUCAAGGUUUCAGGCUGACGAUCUCCUGCUGUUCAUCGAUGUGGACAUCGUGUUCACGAACUUAGCAUUGAACAGGAUACGCCUGAAUACGCUGCCGGGUCGGAGGUUGUACUUCCCAAUCGUCUUCAGCCAGUACGAUCCCAAGGUCGUGUACGGCGAGACUGGCAGGCAGGACAAGUUCAUCAUAAACGAGAUCUCGGGACACUGGAGGCAGUACGGCUUCGGGAUUGUCUCUCUGUACAAAAGAGACUAUCGCGCAGUGGGCGGUCUGGAUCUCUCGAUCCAAGGCUGGGGCAAGGAGGAUGUAGAGUUCUUCGAAAAGGCGGUCAAGUCGGGUUUCGACGUCUUCAGGGCAGCCGACAGGCACCUAGUGCACGUGUACCACGAGAUAGAGUGCAGUCGGCAGCUCUCCAGCCUUCAGUUCUCCAUGUGCAUGGGAUCCAAGGCUGACACAUACGCCGGGAUCGAGACCUUGGCUAACAUGAUCUACGGUAACCCAGACAUACUGCGUUUUGCCAAAGAGAGAAGGCAGAAGAGGACUAAUUCCGCUGGUUGACGAAGACGGAUCAGUGAACGGGAGUUAGUGGCUGUUAAAAAUAAUCGCAAUUAAAAUAUUAUGGGAAUAAUCGCGCAAUCAGUUUCUUAAGAAAAGUGGAGAAUGUAAUGUUAAAAUAGAUUUUCUCGUUUUAUGCACCUCUUGCUAGUAGCUUCAAACACGUGAUGUAUUAUAAGAUGAAUGAAUGGAUUAUUCGAACUCUUCUGAACUUCGGUGCCAGAAUAUCUUGUUAGUUACGCGAUGUAAAUAUAGGGUACGAUAGAUUGUGAGAGUCAAGUGGAUAAAAGUUAAUAAAUUCUGACUUUUUUCACACCGCGGCGAAAUCUAUGUAUCGGAGCUUUAAUUGAAAAUAUAGUUUCCUCACGGCUUUUUGAAGACUUUUUGAAGUGAAUUGAAAAGUAUAAUGAUCGCUAAAGGUAUUAUGUGUAAUGACUUUCGGAGAUAGAUCUGGAAAUUGUUGAAGAUCACCAAAGUCACACUGCAGGCAUGUUAAUAGAUUCCUCAUGUACAUAUUAAGGAUGGUGUAAAAUUUCGAUUUCCUUUCUAAUUCUAUUCCGUUGUUAGCUUAUGUGAUGAGAAUAAUAAUUCUCUUGUCGAUACUCCUUUCCGGAUAGAACAGUAUCGUUUAUUUUCAUAGUUGUAUGUGCGUUUUCCUUUCAUCUCUUCAUCUUCUACGGUAUAAGGCAAUGAUAUAAAUUAAAAUUGUAUGAAGUCUAACAAAAGUGGAUUAAUAUAAAUGUCAAAUCAG
This is a messenger RNA of Ooceraea biroi (clonal raider ant), 4236 nucleotides long. Its product is annotated as Chondroitin sulfate synthase. Gene Ontology annotation, molecular function: glucuronosyl-N-acetylgalactosaminyl-proteoglycan 4-beta-N-acetylgalactosaminyltransferase activity. The record is from RefSeq and is a predicted model, not a curated record. Lineage: Eukaryota; Metazoa; Arthropoda; Insecta; Hymenoptera; Formicidae. Gene Ontology annotation, cellular component: Golgi cisterna membrane.